Molecule: messenger RNA, 3135 nt
Organism: Cyprinodon tularosa
Lineage: Eukaryota; Metazoa; Chordata; Actinopteri; Cyprinodontiformes; Cyprinodontidae
Gene: paics
Product: phosphoribosylaminoimidazole carboxylase, phosphoribosylaminoimidazole succinocarboxamide synthetase
Exons: 15
Coding region: 16-3045 (1009 amino acids)
Biological process (GO): 'de novo' IMP biosynthetic process
Molecular function (GO): phosphoribosylaminoimidazolesuccinocarboxamide synthase activity
Source: RefSeq, a predicted model, not a curated record
CAGGUCAGCUCAAACAUGGAGAGGCAGGCAGAGAGACAAAGAAGGGAAGACAGGGAGGUGGUGGAGGAGAAAGGCUCGAUGGAGAGGCUGUGGGGGGAGGAAGAGGUGCUGGCUCUCGUGUCAGUGUGGAAUGAGGCUGGAGCCCAGCAUGGAGCAGAGAGCAGGGCCACGUUUGAGCUGAUUUCAGAGCGGCUGAGGCGGCUCAGCGUUGUGCGCAGUUGGAGGGAGUGUCAGGCUAAGAGCAGGAGUCUGGGACUACAGAGCAGCAGGGCUGAUGCAGCAGCAGGCACGUCUGCUAGCUAUGGCCUGGAACUGGAAGGAAAGCCAGUGGAGAACACCUUCCUUUCCUCAGUCUCAGUUCCCAUGAAUGAAGCAGGAACAAUAGCUCGAAUGCGUACCAGUCUUCCCCUCACACCGAACGUGAGUGAAGAAGGGGGGCGCCACUGGACGGACGAAGAGGUGAGGGCUCUGCUGUGCGUUUGGGCUGACCAGAGUGUGCGGGAGCGCCUGAGGAGCACACUGCGAAACAAGUGCAUCUUCCAGGAGAUGGCCCGCCAGAUGCAGAGAAAGUUUGGGGUGGUACGCAACUGGAAGCAGUGUCGGACCAAAUACAAGAAUCUGAAAUACGACUACAAGACAGCCAAAAAUGCUCACGCCGCUGCAGGCAGCAGUGCAGGAGGUCCUGGGAGGUACAUGAAGUUUUUUGAAGAAGUGGAAGCCAUCUUGCUCAACAAGGGACUGGAAAAUGGGACUGAGGAGAUGCAGAAGAGGCUUUAUAAUGGAGACACAAAGGCAGGACAGAUGCAGACACCACCGGGAAACACUAGAGUGAUGACCGCAUCAGACAACGAGAUCAUCAUUGAAAUCGAAGAUGAUGACAACAGUGAUGACUAUGAUAUUGAUGGAGACGUGGAAGGCCAAUGGAAAGGAACAGAGGCCCACUUGACGCAACCAGACUCACCCAGCUCGGACCAGUUCCAUGUGGUCACAGUGUCGGACACUGGCCGCAACUGGAGCGACCAAGAGGUGCAAGCUCUCAUUCAGGUGUGGUCCGACAAACGAAUAUGCAAACAGCUGGAAAGCUCGACCAGAAAGCGAGACAUCUUCGUCCAAAUCUCCAAGAGGCUCAUGCAGCAAGGCAUCGAGCGGGACUGGAAACAGUGCCACACAAAGUACAAAAACCUCAAGUACCUCUACCGGUCCCUUCAAAGGAGCAAGACGGAUGAAGCCGAGCGGAGGCGCCUCAUGCGGUUCUAUGAUGAAGUGGAUGCCAUCAUGACACACACCCCGUUGGUGGCCGCAGAGGCUGUAAAUUCGAGCCCGCUCGCUAUUUCACAGGCUCGUGAGGAAAACUGCUGGGCUGACGUACAUUUGGCCAAGACAAACAGAGGAGAAGCCAUGGAUGAGGAAACCUGUCAUUCUGAUUCAGUCCCAAUAGCAGUCAACGAGGAUCUGAGGCUGCAAGGAGUCCAGGAGCAUCAGUUGGACCAACAUCACACCCCAAACAGCCCCUCUGAAACUCCAGCCGGGGAGGACGGCAGCUUCUCAGUAAAAAGAGGGAAGAAGAGAAAAGCUGUGGAUCAAGACUGCAGCUACCAGAAAGCAGCUAAACAACUAAAUGCAGGCCGUGAGUCUGUCACUGUGGUGGAGGCUCAUUGCAAAGAGGAGCAGGAACAUGUCCCCAUAAUAAAGAUCAAAUCGGUGUGCUCCAUGGCCCAAUCUAAUUCAUCCCCAAAAACGAAGAAUAGUUUAGGAUCGACCGAAACGAUGGCUUCCAGCACAGAUUUGAACAUCGGUCAGAAGCUCAAUGAGGGAAAGACGAAGCAGAUUUUCGAGCUGCUGGACCAGCCCGGACUGGUUCUGGUGCAGUCCAAAGACCAGAUCACCGCUGGGAAUGCUGUGAGGAAGGAUCAGAUGGAGGGCAAGGCAGCCAUUGCCAACAAGACGACAUGCUGCGUGUUCAAACUGCUCCAGGAAUCCGGCAUUAAGACUGCUUUUGUAAAGCAACAUUCGGAGACUGCGUUCAUUGCUGCCCACUGUGAGAUGAUACCCAUUGAGUGGGUGUGUCGCAGGGUGGCUACUGGAUCCUUCCUGAAGAGAAACCCAGGAGUCAAAGAGGGAUACCGUUUCAGCCCUCUGAAGAUGGAGAUGUUCUUCAAAGAUGAUGCCAACAAUGAUCCUCAGUGGUCCGAGGAACAGCUGCUGGCUGCUAAGUUCACCCUGGCAGGGCUCACCAUUGGUCAGUGUGAGGUGGACAUAAUGAGCCGCAGCACUGUGGCCAUCUUUGAAAUCCUGGAGAAGGCUUGGGCCACUCAGAACUGCACGCUGGUGGACAUGAAGAUAGAGUUUGGUGUGAACGUUAAGACGGGGGAGAUUGUUCUCGCUGAUGUCAUCGACAAUGACUCCUGGAGGCUUUGGCCAGCUGGAGAUCGGAGUCAGCAAAAAGAUAAGCAGGUGUACCGUGACCUGAAAGAAGUUACCCCAGAAGCGAUGCAGAUGGUGAAGAGGAACUUUGAGUGGGUUUCUGAAAGGGUCCAGCUCCUUCUGGAGCCCCAAUCCAGCGGCAGGGUGGUGGUCCUGAUGGGCUCCACCUCUGACAUUGCUCACUGUGAAAAAAUCAAGAAGGCUUGUACCUCCUAUGGGCUCCCCUGCAUCCUGCGGGUCACUUCUGCUCACAAAGGUCCAGAUGAGACGCUCCGCAUUAAAGCAGAAUAUGAAGGUGAUGGGGUCCCCACAAUAUUUGUGGCUGUAGCUGGUAGAAGUAAUGGUCUGGGGCCUGUGAUGUCUGGAAACACUGCUUAUCCUGUCAUCAACUGUCCUCCUCUCACCCCAGACUGGGGAGCACAAGAUGUCUGGUCAUCCCUCCGUUUGCCAAGUGGUCUGGGCUGCUCCACAAUCCUCUCCCCUGAUGCUGCGGCUCAGUUUGCGGCACAGAUCAUCGGCUUGAGCAACCACCUAGUCUGGUGCAAGCUGAGGGCCUCUAUGCUCAACACUUGGGUGUCUCUUAAGCUUGCUGACCAAAAACUACAGGCCUGUAGCCUCUAAGUAGCUUAGACCAAUCCAGAUCCUGCCUUUGUUUGCCCUUUAACUGUAGAUGUUCCUUGAUCAUUCCAUUAAAGCAAGAAUGAAUAAAAA